AUGGGAACAAACUUCACUGCAAUUAAUAAAAUACUUCCUGGCAUGAAAGACUGGACCUGUAAAGUUCAAGUCAUUCAGAAGCAAAGGAUUCAGGUGUCGAAAGCUGGCAACAGAUAUCAAAAGCUGCUCCUCAUGGAUGAUCAGGGAACAAAGCUUGAAGCUCUUAUCUAUAACUCAGACAUUGAGUUCUUUAGAGCUUUAUUGCAGUUAUAUAACAAAUACCUCGUCUCAAAUGCAAAAGUCAAGUUUGCCUCAGCAGACUACCGUUCAACUGAAAAGGAAUGCAACUGGAUCAUCGACAAUUCAACAGUUGUUCAUCUUGUGAGCGAUACCGAUUCACCAAUGAUUACUCCAGUGCUUAACUUCACUGAUUUCAAAAAGUUUCGUCAGUACAUAGAUAUCCAAUCUGAAAUAGAUGUCCUGGCAGCUGCUAUUCAAGUGCAACCAAGAAAUAACAGAGGAACCACCCCUCUGAGAAACAUAAUUGUGAUCGAUCAAGGCUGCAUACCAACGAUCCUAACUUUAUGGGGAGCUUACGAGCUAAAUGAAGGACAGGCUAUUGCAGAUAUCAUUGAUUCACAGCCAAUUAUUGCAGCAUUGAAAGUUAAGGUUUCCUCUUAUCAUACUGUGAACCUCAGCACAAAGCCAGGAAGUGCGAUUCUCAUUAAUCCUCCAAUUGAACAAGCAGCAACAAUAAAGUCAUGGAUUCAAGACAACCGUGCAAAAAUUGAACAGAUGUUGCUUGAAAAAGCUUAUGAGAAUCGUGCCGUCCUCUUGCCAAUGCCACCUAUUGAAGAGCUCACAUCAAUAAGAGACUUCUUGAACUUGCCCCUGCAAAAAUCCUGUUGGUUACAAGGCACACCAACUCUGCUAGAUAAAAGUCAAAAGCUCUGGUGUAGAUUAACUGUUAACUUUGCUAACUGCUCUGGCUCAAUGACAUUGGAUCUAUAUGGACAAGAUGCCGAGCAACUACUGCCAUUCACUAUAGCAGAAAUUCAAGACCAAGAGGAACAAGGUUCCCUUGACUAUAAAGCAAUAGAGGAAAGCAUUAACAGCUCCAUGAUUGUAUGCUUCGUCAAAAAGACCGAAAAAUCAUUUGCAUCAUCCUCCACUGAAAAGUAUACAGCCAUUAUAGCGCACAAACUGAACUUGGGAGAAAUUGAAGCCAGAGGACUGCCACCAAUAUAUACUGAUGCAGAGAGUUCAACAGCAGCAAUGCAUGCUAAAUCGACAACAGCACCAACUGAAAACACUACAAAUUCAUCUGGAGAUCAUGACAACAAACUUGAGGCAGAACGCCUCGCUACACUGAAAAUAACAGAAAGCCCUACCAAGAAACAAAAGACCACUGCUGAAAAAGUGAAGGAAAAAGACGCCAUGGCCUAA
Molecule: messenger RNA, 1386 nt
Organism: Coffea eugenioides
Lineage: Eukaryota; Viridiplantae; Streptophyta; Magnoliopsida; Gentianales; Rubiaceae
Exons: 9
Coding region: 1-1386 (461 amino acids)
Source: RefSeq, a predicted model, not a curated record